AUGACAUCACCAUCCUCAGUGUCUGACAUAAGCACUGGCGUGGCAGCCACCCGCAGUCCCGGGCAGGAUGUCCAGCAGGAGCCCUCGCUGCAGGAAACGAGCUCCAGGAGCAGUAACCUUUAUUUAAUGGAGCAUACGUAUUCGAGCAAGGUGAAGGUUAGAGAUAUGGACGACUGUAACCCUCCUGCUACAGGUACAGGAACUUUACACAUCACCUUGGAGGAUGUCAAUGACAACGUCCCAUCCCUUUAUCCAACACUGGCAAAAGUCUGUGAUGAUGCAAAAGAUCUCAGGGUAGUGGUACUAGGAGCAUCAGACAAAGACCUUCACCCCAACACAGACCCAUUCAAAUUUGAACUGACUAAGCAAUCUGGCCCAGAAAAAUUGUGGAGAGUCACCAAGCUUAACAAUACUCAUGCCCAGGUCAUCCUGCUUCAAAACCUGAAAAAGGCCAAUUACAACAUCCCAAUCUCAGUGACAGAUUCUGGAAAACCACCUCUGACUAACAACACAGAACUGAAAUUACAAGUGUGUUCCUGCAAGAAAUCCAAAAUGGACUGCAGUGCAACUGAUGCCCUUCAUAUCAGCAUGACCCUUAUCCUUCUUUCACUCUUCAGUUUAUUUUGUCUGUAAGAACUCCUGACAUUUGAAGCUGUCCUACCGAGUUGCCAUGGCAACGAGAAAAAAGAAACCGUCAGAUCUGAAGAUUGCAGUUUACAGUUACUGUUCUUCACUACUAGGCCUCAGUUGCUCCAGAUUCAGUUUAAUUUGCAACCUCACUUAAUCUGUCCGACUAUACAUUGGUGUUUGACAGCCUCUACCCUAACCGCCGUUUGUUAAUGGAUUCCUCUCGCAAGACGCAAGGUUUAUGCGAAUUUUCUCUGAAUGUUAAAAGACCAUGACAUCUAAACUGGACCUUGGGGGAGCAGAAAACAGAUUGACUCCAUUUUUUUCUAUCUGUUGACUUGUUGCUAUUCAACUGUUCAGAAAAUAUUUUGUCUGUGGGUUAGUAUUUGUAUAUGUAUGAGUGUAUGUAUAUAUAUAUAUUUAUAUAGAGAGAAGAGUUAUAGGACAGGUUUAGCUUUUAUAAAAUAUUCAUCUGGAGCGUGCAAGGGACAAAGCAGAAUAAUGCAGCCACAGAUGAAUUGUAACUGUUCUACCAUGGCUAAACCUGCCGUAUUUGCUGUUCAGAGCGUGGCCAGAAGGAGAGAGCCUAUUGCGAUCGUGCCGCUGCAGCAGCCACUUUGCUGCCACCAAAUAGAGCAGGCCCAGGGCUCCGCAGGGUCACUUCUUGUACCUCAGGUUCAGCAAACAAGAAAUGCAAGUCCCCCUGGCUUGUUUCUGAUCUGAACUGCUUUCCGUAUGCCCCAAAUGGAAUUUACGAUCCCGCAGGAGCACAGCGCUCCGCUCCCCGUUUCGUCACGCGAAGCUCUGGUUUGUGAGAGAGCGGGAAGCAGCCAGCUGCGGCCGGCGCUCUGUGGCUCACCGUUUACAGCAGUGGGAGUGCUGCGCCUGACUUUAAAGGGGCUGAAGUCAGCUGCCUUUAUGUUCCUGCAGAUAAUUAUUUGCCGGGGCAGCUUACAAAAUUUGCAGUCUUUUCUCAGCUCUGCAGACAGAGUUAAGUAGGUAGAUGUCUGCGUACGAGAAGCUGAUGGAACAGCAAAAGCACCACUGGUCUCUCUCUCAGCCUCUGUGCAGCUGUCAUGACACACGUAAGCGCAAGGAGGAAGACAGACGCCCUAUUCUAUAAAUAUAUUCGCACACACAUAUAUAUAGUUUUGAAUAUAUAUAUACAUACAUACACAUGUACACACAGUUUCCAGUUAAGAGUAACAAGAGCAUUUCUUUGUGUGUGUAAACUUACCACACUUGUUUGCAGACAUGGAAAAAAAGGGUGUUCGUUAUAUAUGAAUAUGAAUCCUUUUUUAUUCUGUGAGCAUGUAAGGUUAAAAAAAAGAACCCUUCUAACUGUAUCAAGAUGAUCAUCUUGUUAAUAAAUUGUAAAUGAUCCAUCAAAGCUCACACCAAAUUUUUAUAAAAUUAACACAAAAAGUAUACUAGUGACAGACUGUGGCUUUUAUUAGAGCUUGCCAGUAACUAGGGUAAGGUAAGUGUCUUAGCAUAUUUUAAUAAACUUGCUUAUUUAAAGUUUAAACGAGAAAGCUUCCUUAUGCAAUAGAACUUUGCAGCUGCAUUCUUUAGUUAGCAUUUUUACAGUACUUAUGAGUCAUACUGUAUGUUGUCUUUACUACAGUGAGAUUAUGAGCAUAUCUCCCACACCACGUAUAUGUUUCAAUAGUAAAGCUUUUUGGAAGCAUUAAAAAGUCCAAACAUACAUUUAGUUUUCCAUAAUGCUACACUAGAUAUUAAAUGUGUGUUGGUGCUUAAAAA
This is a messenger RNA of Pelecanus crispus (Dalmatian pelican), 2391 nucleotides long. NCBI's taxonomy places the organism in Eukaryota, Metazoa, Chordata, Aves, Pelecaniformes, Pelecanidae. The record is from RefSeq and is a predicted model, not a curated record.